This is a messenger RNA of Pteropus alecto (black flying fox), 1894 nucleotides long. RefSeq names its product ST6 N-acetylgalactosaminide alpha-2,6-sialyltransferase 4 (gene ST6GALNAC4). NCBI's taxonomy places the organism in Eukaryota, Metazoa, Chordata, Mammalia, Chiroptera, Pteropodidae. Gene Ontology annotation, biological process: ganglioside biosynthetic process; oligosaccharide metabolic process. The transcript is spliced from 6 exons. The record is from RefSeq and is a predicted model, not a curated record. Gene Ontology annotation, molecular function: alpha-N-acetylgalactosaminide alpha-2,6-sialyltransferase activity. Bases 322 to 1281 code for a protein of 319 amino acids.
GUCUCGCCCCAGGCCUCUCCCUGGCCCGCGGGUAGUGAGGCAGGAGGUUGGGAGGGAGUGGAGCUCCUGGCUCCUGGUUCACUCUCACCCAGACUCUGUGAUGACCUUGAGCCAGAGCUCCCCCUGUCUGCCUCUCCUUCCUCAUCUGCACAAUGGGGUUUGGGUUGGCUGGAGGGUUCCCAUAGGUGGCCGAUUCCAGCUCCUUAAGGAUGGGGACAGUGAAGCCUGGUGUUUAGGGACGUUGAGGUGCCUGGCUCCCAGCCCGUCCCAGCCUGAGCCCUGGAGACAGCAGCCGCCCUGCUGCUGAGCUGCAGCGACAGAAUGAAGGCUCCGAGUCGGCUCCUGCUCGUCAUUCUGUGCUCCGUGGGCUUCUCUACUGCCUACAUCCUGCUGUGCUGCUGGGGCUGCCUGCCCUUCUGCUUGGCCUGCCUAGACCCCCACCUCUCAUCCAGCUCCAGGCCCACCGUGCCAGGGCCCCUGCACUUUAGUGGUUACAGCAGCGUGCCAGAUGGGAAGCCGCUGGUUCGCGAGUCAUGCCGCAGCUGUGCUGUGGUGUCCAGCUCUGGCCAGAUGCUGGGUUCGGGCCUGGGCCCCCAGAUCGACGGUGCUGAGUGUGUCCUGCGCAUGAAUCAGGCGCCCACCGUGGGCUUCGAAGCGGACGUGGGCCAGCGCAGCACCCUGCGUGUCGUCUCACACACGACUGUGCCUCUGCUGCUACGCAACUACUCACACUAUUUCCAGCAGGCCCGAGACACCCUGUACGUGGUGUGGGGCCAGGGGAAGCACAUGGACCGGGCGCUCGGCGGCCGCACCUACCGCACGCUGCUGCAGCUCACCAAGGUGUACCCGGGCCUGCAGGUGUACACCUUCACCGAGCGCAUGAUGGCCUACUGCGACCAGGUCUUCCAGGACGAGACCGGCAAAAACCGGCACUGGGUCGCGACUCUGCAUUCAAAAUCUCACUGUAUCCCGGCCUCCUCCACGCACGCUGGCUUCUCCCCCACCUCCCCAGCUCAGGAACUACAGCUGCCAGCCUCCAGUUUUCCAGCCCAAAACUUGGGCUUGGCCCCCAACUCUCCUCAUUCCAUCAUCUGCCACAUACGACGGGCCCUCGAAUCUCCUUCCAUGCCCACAGCAGCUUCCUCUUUUGAGAAUGUCAGCGUCGGGUAUGGCGGUUCCUGGCCAGGACAGGGCCUGGGAAGUGCUCAGUUUGAGCGAAUGAACCACCUCAUUAAUGCCUCUGCAGAGGUGGAGGCGAGUGGCCCUGAGCUGAGAGAGUGACCAGUGCUGGUACCUUGAGAGAGUGGAGGCCUGGGGUGGCCACACGGCCCCUUGUUCUGAGUUAGGUGCGGAGUCAUGGGGGUGCUGCUGGGCUAACAGUGUUCCCUCCUUAUAACCACCUAUAAUUAUCCGCAUUUCACAGUCGGGUCACUGAGGCUCAGAGAGGUUCGUGAGCAAAUCUGAUACCUCAGAGCAGGUGCAGGGUUGGAACUAAAGACAGUUUGCCUGCAGACAACCCCCUUUCUCACUUUUAACCGCCGUGCCCUGCUGCCUCCCGCUACCUCCCUAACUAAGCGUGGUCCGUUAGAUGCAGAGAGGAUGUGGCCAGGGCCUCUGCACCGUUGUCCAAAGGUUUGCUCAAGCCGUGCAUGGCUGGCGAAGAAUUGAACAGACCUAGGUUUGUGUCCAGCUCCAUCUCUCUGGCCUGUUGCUGGCUUUGUGCUGGCUCUGCCCCCUCCCCAGCCUCCUCCAGAGCCCCUUCUGUAGGGGUUAAGGUGAGUGGCCUUCAGCUGGAAGGGUAACCCGUGCUGCGCCUUGCUAGAGCUGAGGCCAGUGCCUCCACACCGCCCCUUGCUCUGAGUUGAGUCGGGGACGCGACAGGCUGACUGUGUUU